AUGUGUGGGGCGAGCUUGCCCCAGGUUCCAAUGUUUCCCCUUCGGGUAAAGCCUCGCUCCAACCCGCACGUACCCCAGGCGAGCGUCUACGCAGAUAAACGGCCACUUCUCCCGCUACCCGUACCUGUUGUUGACACGGCCGUCAUUGCGUUUGUUACGGCUGACACAACAUUGCAUAUUUUCAAAUUCACCUGCAGUCAUUGUGCACCGUCCAGCAUCACCAGAGUCAACAGCAAGACACCUUGCGCCAGCCAUCCCAUCAUGCUCACCCAACGAGCGUGCGCCGGUGUGCGUAGUCUAAUGCAUACACAGUAUGCCCCAGGUACUUUCGUACGGGGCUUCGCGGCCAGUACUGCCCUGCAAAAGUCAUCACGAGCCCCAGCACUCGCAGAUAUCACGCCAGAAAGCGUCGCGAGCUUCAAUGCGAAGCAAAAGGAGUUCCGCGAUGGCCAGAAGCGUAAAGAACAAGAAGAAAGAGAGGCUCGUGCUCGUGAGCACGAGAGUGGCCAGAAGAAAAGUGGAAAGCUCUCGUCGCUCAUAUAUGGUACGCCCGAGGGACGUGAGCUUGACAAGGAUAUCGAACGCAGCUUCUCCCAAGUCUUAGCUCGCGGAAAAUAUGUGCACUCAAUCGUGUUCCACCAGGUCAAGCCAGACAAAGUUGACCAAUAUACCGAGCUUGUGGGCAGCUGGUAUCCCAAAAUGGCGGCAAUUCCUGAGAACAAAGUUCAUCUAGUGGGCAGCUGGAGGACUGAGGUCGGGGACUGUAACACGUUUGUACAUAUCUGGGAGUACCAACGAUAUGAAGGCUACCACCAAUCUCUUCAUAAUAUCCAAUCACAACCCGGCUUUCCAGAGUUCGACGCGAAACUCAAAGGAUUGAUCAGCUCGAAGCACACCUCACUUAUGCAAGAGUUCUCAUUUUGGCCCACGACUCCGCCGCGCCAACUAGGUGGAAUUUUUGAGCUUCGCUCGUACACUCUACACCCAGGGAAUUUGCUUGAAUGGGAGACACACUGGCGACGAGGUCUGAAAGCCCGUCGAGAGGUCAUGGAAGGUGUUGGGGCAUGGUUCGUCCAAAUCGGAGAUCUGAAUACGGUUCACCAUUUGUGGCAAUUUGCCAACCUCGAAGAACGGAAAAUCAGGCGCGAACAGAGCUGGAACGUAGAAGGAUGGGGGGAGACGGUGCAUAAAACCGUACCGCUUAUCCAAACGAUGAAGAGCAGAAUUCUCAUACCUUGCUCGUGGAGUCCUGUAGCAUGA
This is a messenger RNA of Plenodomus lingam JN3, 1260 nucleotides long. RefSeq lists its product as uncharacterized. The record is from RefSeq and is a predicted model, not a curated record. NCBI's taxonomy places the organism in Eukaryota, Fungi, Ascomycota, Dothideomycetes, Pleosporales, Leptosphaeriaceae. Gene Ontology annotation, cellular component: mitochondrion.